UUGCUAUGAUAUUUCUUUAUAUAUCAAGUUUAUAUCAAAAUUUUAAACACACCUCAACGAUUUGAUAGUAUUAAAUCUCAUUCACUGUGAGCAUUAUAACAGACGAUACAAUUUUAAUUAUACAAAUCAUGCGAUUAGUGCAGUUCAAUCAACAUGGACAACAGUGUCUUGGACUGGAACUCUCUGAAAAUGGAGAUUUAAUAAAUUUGAAUAAAGCAGACGAAUCUAUACCACGUGAUAUGAGAACAUUUCUCGAAUGCGGAGAAGAUACAUGGAACAAAGCUAGAAGUGCUUCAAACAGAAAAGACUGCUUGGUAAAGAGAAACUGUGUAAAGAUUCUUGCCCCUAUAACGUCAUGCGAGAAGGUGUUAUGCAUUGGCAUGAACUAUACGGACCAUUGUAAAGAACAAAAUGCUGAUAUACCAGCAGAACCUGUGGUGUUCAACAAGUUUCCAAGUUGUAUUAUUGGACCAGAUGAUUCAUUGAGCUACCCAGAAGAGGCAAAGCUACUAGACUGGGAAGCAGAGCUGGUCAUUGUUAUCGGGAAAACAGCAAAACAUGUCAAGUUAGAGAACGCCAUUCAAUACGUGUUUGGCUUUACUUAAGCGAAUGCCGUUUGCGUACGUGACUGGGUAUGGAAAAAUGCCGGCCAGGUGGUUCUUAGUUCAGCUAUGGACCAAACA
Molecule: messenger RNA, 683 nt
Organism: Ruditapes philippinarum (Manila clam)
Lineage: Eukaryota; Metazoa; Mollusca; Bivalvia; Venerida; Veneridae
Product: fumarylacetoacetate hydrolase domain-containing protein 2-like
Exons: 4
Coding region: 129-605 (158 amino acids)
Molecular function (GO): hydro-lyase activity
Source: RefSeq, a predicted model, not a curated record